Molecule: messenger RNA, 2190 nt
Organism: Venturia canescens
Lineage: Eukaryota; Metazoa; Arthropoda; Insecta; Hymenoptera; Ichneumonidae
Product: BRISC and BRCA1-A complex member 2-like
Exons: 5
Coding region: 241-1383 (380 amino acids)
Biological process (GO): double-strand break repair
Cellular component (GO): BRCA1-A complex; BRISC complex
Source: RefSeq, a predicted model, not a curated record
CCGCUUUUUUCUCUUUGGUAACGCGCGCCACGCACGUUUGUUUUACAUUUUAUACUAUAACUAAAAGUAACAGAACGACGUUAGGCUAGAAAACGCUAUCGCUCCGGUAAAGAGUCUCUGGCAGCAUAUCUUAUUAUAAAUUGGAAACACAACAAAUUCUAAUAAUUAUCGCAUCAAUGGUCAACGCAUGGUCCGGGUAUUCGUGAUAAUCUAAACGACGACAGUAAACGGACUACAAAAAUGUUGAAUCAAAACCAAAUCAAUCUACCUGACAUUGACGAAGCGUUUGAGAAAUUCGUCAGAAGGGUUUUGGAGACUCAAACUUUUGGAGUUACUCGGAAACCUAUUGAACUGAGAUGUGUAUCGAGCUCCAGUAAAAAAAAAGCAGAUCGCUUUACUUUCGCAAUUCCCUAUGCGAGACACACGCUACAAUGGACCGUUCUGUUCAAUUCGAACUGUCCUGAAAUGGGACCUGAUUUUGAAUUUCAUGAUGAAUUGUUUCUUGCUAAUCCAGAUUGUGAUACUAUCGAAACACAUAUUCCCAGUCUUGCUAAUUGGGAAGCUAUCAAACCUGACAGUCUCCUCUGCGUUUUGAAUGAGCUUACUUUGUGCUAUAAACAGCAUCAAAUUGAUUUAUUGAGUAGAAAUGAACAACACCUGCAUUUGCAGUAUACAACGCUGAUCGACAAUGCUGAUGUAUGUUCCAAAGAUGUUGAAAUAAUUCUCCUACCAGAUGCUGAGUCCCCGAAUGAAGUUAGAUUCGUGAUUCAACUGGCUAUGGAUUUUUCGCGAUUACCUGGACGGAGCCACAAUGCAGUGAACGAUGCAGCCAUGUUGACCAUUACUUAUCAACAGCAAAAUUGGAAUAAGGGCAUACCUCUACUUCAUUUGAGCACAACCUUGGAAGAAACUUUCAAUAAAGCUGGUUUUUCGAACUUGAGCAUACCGCCGUUGUCACGGGAUCAAUCUGUCGUGGAUUACGUAACGCAUAUGAAGAAAAUGAUUUCAGACAAGAUUGAUUCGAUAAUAGAUUGUUACGAAAAGAGAAUGAAUUUCGUAUCAACACUGUUAUUUUUUCAAAGACGCAAUGUUGUCGAGUACGAUGCGACUGAUUUCACUCGCAUCACAAUACUCCUUGAGGAGCAGGAUUUCUAUUUUCUCGUUCACUUCAUAUUAUCUCCUACGUUUCCGGCCCAGCAACCAAAUGUCAUGCUUCAGUCGAUUUACCAUGUAAAUCCUAAGACUGACGAGCUAGUCACCCACCCGGUAUCAAGAAUGCUUUACAGCCCACGAUGGGAAUCAAAACGAAUGAUUGCUGAAAUAUUGAAGCAGGUUGUACAAAAAGACGCGAUUUGUUUAAGGAAUGCAAUAUCCAUUCGCUGAUCAAGCAGGCCAAAGUUUUUCACCACUGCUAUGUUCGUUCCUACGUUUCAAUAUGAUAUGGUUUUGUUGUACAUUUCAAAUAUUCAAGAUCAUUUACUUUAAUUUUUUUUAUAAGAAUGCGCUUUUUGGUCAUACGAGAAAAAUAAACACUGAUGCAUGACGAAAAAACGACCCAUUUCAAAAUGUUAAAAAAAUUCUAUCGAAAAAAAUCUUUAUUAGUGAUGAACGCGUAAAUUUGAUACCAAAAGAUUGUGAGAUCCUAAAAUAAAAAUGAUUUAAAAAAAAAGAACAUGUACCACUAUUAUUCCUUGAUAAAUUAUGGGAAAAAAUUACAAUCAUAAUUACUUUUGAAAAUCGUAAAUUGUAUGGUCUGUUCAGGCCCUCCCUGAUUAUGAAUAGCAUCCGUUGUUGACCGAAAUCCGUAUCAAAAAGCCUGGUCAUAAUUUUUCAUUCCACUCUAACCGCGUUUACAGUUAAGCGGUUGAAAUUGUAGCAAGGAACCACGAGGUUAAACUUUUAACGCAGGAAAUUUCUUAGAAAAACGUCUUUGGAUGCAUUAUGCUGAUUUGAACAGAAUAGUUUUACUGUGGAGACUGCAUAAGAUUUUUAAUGAAUAUUGGAAAUUACGUUGAAAAGUAAAAGCAGAGAGGAAUGAAAAUAAAGUUUUCUGGGAAAUGGAAAUUCACAAGACAUUGAUGGUUCUUUCAUAUGUAAGGUACAAUUAUAAUUUAUAAAUUUACAUUUACAAGGCUUACAGUGUAAUUUUUAAAUUUAAUAUUAAAAUAAACUUGCACAGCGUAAACACUA